Molecule: messenger RNA, 1214 nt
Organism: Sander lucioperca (pikeperch)
Lineage: Eukaryota; Metazoa; Chordata; Actinopteri; Perciformes; Percidae
Exons: 4
Coding region: 102-1157 (351 amino acids)
Source: RefSeq, a predicted model, not a curated record
AUUACCGUGGUGAACGCAAAGCAUUUUGGGAAUCCGCGGCGCAAACAUAAGGCGCCAGACGCCAGACUUGUUUGCAUGGAGCGAAAAACGCAGUGUUCAAGAUGCCGUCUACCUGCUGUGUUAUAAACUGCAAUAGUCGUUCUCACGAUAGAAGUCGCAUAAAGCUUAAGAACGGAAUAUCCUUUUAUCGUUUUCCAGCGUGGAAAAAUAAUAGUACAAGCCAUGUUUCAGAGGUGACAAAAAGGCGACGAAUGGCAUGGACAGCAGCAGUAAGGAGGCCCAAGAUUACCUUCGAUAACACUCCACCACACAUGAUGGUGUGUUCAAAGCAUUUUCACAAAGGCAAACCUACCUAUGAAAUGUUGGAGUGUGAUCCUGACUGGGCCCCUUCUCUGUACCUCGGCCAUACUGAGGUCAAAGCUAUGAACACAGACCGGUUCAAGCGGUUUAGGAGAAGGGCGACGAGGUCACAACAACAGCAACCCCCAUCGCUAGGCACUGACCACACUGGUCCUGAGGCUGAGUUGGAUAAUGCAGCACCUUUAUACCCAGACAACACUACGCCUGCAACUGAGAUGGAAGGUCCCGUGAAUCCACCCCCAUCGCCGGGCACUGUCCACAUUGGUCAUGAGACUGAGUUGAAUGAAGAAGCACAUUUGUUCCCAGACUACUCUGCACCUCUGGCUGAGAUGGAAGGACAAGAGACUCGGCCCCUACCACCAGCCCCAGACAAUGCAGGGAGAGAGGAAGAUAUGGAAACUGAAACAUCAGGGGAUGAUGGUGCCCCAAUGGGGAAUGUAGAUGAACAGCAGAAGUGCACCAUGUGUGGCCUCAGACUCAAAGAAAUAAUCCGCUUGCAGGAGGAGAAUCGAAAACUGAAGGGAGAGCUCUCCAAAAAGGCCCUGGAUGAGAAUAUUCUCAAAGACAAUGAUUCAAAGGUGAAGUACUACACUGGUCUUCCAUCUUUCAGUCUAUUGAUGGGUGUGCUGAUGCAAAUCAUUCCCAGUCUACCAAAAUCAAAAACAAAAGAAAGAAAACUCAACCAUUUUCAAAUGCUCCUCCUGACCCUUAUGCACUUAAGACUUGAUCUGCCUGUCGAACAUGUUGCACACCUCUUUGACGUUAGCCGACAAACCGCAUCCAAUCUGUUCGUUUAGACCAUCAAUGUACUGCAUGCACACCUCAGCCCUUUGGUGUACUGGCCAAAGCAACAU